CGACGACCCGAGACAUGCAGUUGGCUUUACGACAGAUGACUGAAUGCUGUCAUCCCAGCCUCGUCAUGGCUGUUGAACGCAGAGCUCUUGUCGGUUCUUGAACAAAAGAUGGCGAUACGCACGCUCUGCUCCCGCCUCUCUAACCUUGUUAAUACCCGAUGUUGGCCCUCUGUUCAUUCUGGCCAUGGCUGUGGGACAAUGGUCUUAUCAGACAAUAAGAUGUGGAGAGGAUAUAGCUCUUCUAUCUCUUCUAAACCAAUUGCCCUCGCGUCCCUCCGUCAACCUGAACAGGCCCCUCCAAGGCCGAGACGAUCGGAGGAGAAGCCUCUCCUUCGACAACGAAUGCUGCCUCGCAAGCUCUCUAGCCUUCUUGGCCGGGCCGUUUGGUGACCCAAACCAUGUGAUAGCUUUAUCAGUGGAAGAGGUUUCGGCCUCGAAAGCUGUCAAAGUUGUCAUAGCCAUAAAUAAGCAAGCCCCUAGUGAUGGGGUUAAAAUCUUGGAGCGGAUCAAGGUUGGCUUCGAGUCCGUUUUCAGCGUUCUCGCUAGAGCAAGACCUGACAGUAAUGAGAAUGUUUACAGGGAGACCCUCUCUGCCGUUGUGUCAAUGACACGGCGCCAGAUACUCCUCCGGGUCGGCUCGAAACGCCCGGGGCUAUCCUCUGCCCACAACAAAAAGACAUUAUUCGGCGACAUUGUCCAAACCAUUAUCGAUGUCGUGCGCCAGCGCCGACGGCUUAGAGGAGAAGCUGCCCUAUUCCUUGAGAAGUCGGUCAUAUUGAAGGAUUCUCUGGAUGCUUUGGAAACAUGCGACGCCAGCGAAGUAGAUGCGAGAUUGAAGGAGAUGAUAACUGCGGCAAGUCGCCUUAACCGAGCUGUGGAUAUACCGCGCCUCCUUCAAGACAUACCCCCAAAUCUGCUGAAUCCCAGCACCCGGGAAGGAUUCUCGAGGCGCCUUGGAAAGCUUGCCCGAUACCGCGAGUGCUCCCGAUAUCUCUACCAGACUGCGAAGACGUUUGACAUCUUCGCCGAAGCAACCGUGAUUCCAAUUUCGCUGAGCGAGGAACACCUUGCCAGAGUCCCUGAAAGACUGGAUAACCCGAACUUCUUGGAAUGCUUUUCGCGCUGCAAAAAUGGUGCCAAGUUGCGUUUGGAUACAUUGUGCAGGAAGCUGGGUACGACGGAGCCCAAUAUCGCCCAACAGUUUGUCACACAGGCAAGCAAGGCAUUUAACGAGUCCAAGAUCCACGCUGAGAUCCAGAUCUUGAGUUAUUACGAACUAUCACACCCCGUCGAGAAUACCCCGAGGGUGAUCUGUUCCAACAAAGAUGCCUGCUAUCUAUGCAAUGCGUUCAUCAGGCUGCAUGGACAGUUCCACAUUCCCGCAUCCCAUGGGCGGCUCUAUCCAGCCUGGAGGCUGCCGAACCUACCGGUUUUACUCGACUUACAGGUCCAGCUUAACCUCUUCCUGGAAGCCCAAAUACUCACUGAGAGCAAAAAGCUACUCGGCUCUGCCAGGCGAGCGGCCACCAUGCUGCCGAACGAAAGCACCAUUUUCCCCAUCUCAACCUCUCUGUCCACCAUCCUCAGUUCCGCUAGGUCACAACACGAGGAUCCGCUAGUUGGUCCCUUGAACGAGCAAGCCCAGAACCCCCCCCGGGCAACAAGGACAAGUCAUCCCACCACCCCAAUCCAGCUCUCCCCGCAGCUACUGGCAGCAGGGGAACCACACGCGGCCGCCCUCGACAUGCCCAACAGUUCGGUACACUUGCCACCUCCUGGCGAGACCAGCAACACCAGCCUACCCGACAACGACAAACCCACACCCCCCGUCCCGUCCAAGUCGAGUACCCCGACGCCAACCCCCUCCCCUCCACCAACCGGCUCCGAAAUAACACCCCUAACCCGCGGCCAGCCGACAACGACACGCACCAUCAUCGGCGGCCAUGCGGCGGCGACGCGGGGCUACUCGGCAGGGAGCCUGACCGUCUUCCUGGAGGUCCCCCGGAGCCGCAGCCGCGAGCUGAGCAUCGAGUGGCUGCUUCCGGAGGAGGAUGAGGAGGACGACAACCACCGAGCAGUUGACGCCCGCUCGAUGCCCGAGGCCGUCGACGUCGACUCCGGCAGCCGCGACUGCGUCGUGCUUGCGUGCGGCCUGGACGUGGUCAGGAUCCGUGUCCGGGCGGCGGUCUGAGGCUCGGGAUCCCAACGGAUUCCCCCCCUCCCGGGCGGGCGUUAUGGGGACUUGUUACCUCGAGGAUGG
Phialemonium atrogriseum is the source of this 2260-nucleotide messenger RNA. RefSeq lists its product as uncharacterized. The coding region runs from base 185 to 2191 and encodes 668 amino acids. NCBI's taxonomy places the organism in Eukaryota, Fungi, Ascomycota, Sordariomycetes, Cephalothecales, Cephalothecaceae. The record is from RefSeq and is a predicted model, not a curated record. The transcript is spliced from 2 exons.